AGUAAGUUUGUCUGAUACCGAGGCGAAGGUGGUAGUCGAAAUAAUUUGUCAGUUGAAUUGGUGUUUCUGCAAAAAGUACUUUCGACAGAGAAAAUGCUUGUUAAAGUGAAAUUUCACUUACAUUUUCUAUGGUUACUAUUGCUAGUGGUGUCAGUGAUUGGACAAAAUUUACCAAAAUUCUGCAGAAGCUGUCCUCCUCCUGAUACAUCAAAUUGCAACCAUGCUAACAUUGGCGCAUUUCAGUGCCAAAACGAUACCGACAGUUGCUACGUGCGCAACCUAAACGGCCAGAUCGAUCGUGGUUGUAUGCAGGCAAUUGGUUCAGAUCGCCAAAGAUGCCUUGACCCAAGUGAUCUAUCCUGUUUAACCUGUCCUGAUCUGCUUUGCAACGAUGAUCUCUGGCCAACGUGCCACGUGUGUCAAGAAUCAACGGAUCCCACGUGUCGCGGGGAGCAGUCGGGUGUUGGGACGUUCUGCGAACGUUACAACGCUCCAGGGAGUUGCUUCGAGCGGAUCGUCAACGGAAGUGUGGAGCGCGGAUGUCGGUCCGACGUGGUUGGGGAUCCGUGCGCCGGGAAUGAGCAUUGUCGGGUGUUUGAGGGAAGUGCCAGUAACGGGCAUGCUGUGCGGGAAUUUCAGGUGACGAAAUGUGUUCAAUGUAGAGCGGAUGAUUUGGAUGUAGAUCGAAGCUGCUUGAGUGGGAGCAAAGGGCUGACGAGUUGUGUUGGGCCUUCCGAUGGGCGGUGUUACUCAAGGAUACUCGACGGUGGAAUCCUUGAACGAGGAUGUCAAGGAAACUUGACGUUGGAUGAAGUCCAGCGAUGUAAUGGAACUAUGUGUGGAAUAUGCAUUGGGGAUGGCUGCAACUCAGGAAUCUUCCCUGAAGAUCGUUUAAGGUGCAAUGAGUGCAAUUCUGGAAAUACCUCAGAUUGCAACAUUGAGCUAACUGAUGCUUCAAAAUCUGUAAUUUGUAAGAUUUAUACCGAGGACAACAUGUGCUAUUCUGCAAUUUCGUCAAACCAAACCUUCGAACGAGGUUGUCUUUCAGAUGUGAGCAACUCAAGUUGUAUCGAAGACGAUAAUUGCAUUCAGUGCGUGGGAAACAAUUGCAAUAGAAUCUCAGAGCAAACAAUCCUGAACUACCCAAAGUGUUUGAGAUGUACAUCCGAUGAAGAUGGUUGCUCGGAAGGAAAUAUGACGGCAUCCAAGUGUGACCAUCCGGAUGAUUCAUGUUUCACGCGUGUUAAAGAUUCCGUGCUCGAAAGAAACUGUCUCUCAACGCUGAGUCCAACUGAUAGAACCAAAUGUACAACGGCAGAGGACAAAUCUUGUGUAGUCUGCCCUUCGAGAGGUUGCAACAACCAGCGUUGGCCAACCUGUCACGUAUGUGAAGAAACUACCAAUUCCACCUGUCCGCUGGAGCAAAUCCGUUCCGGAUCGUUCUGUAAAAACCAUAAAGAACAAGCCGAGUGUUUCGAGCAAUUCGUUCAGGGAAAUGUUCAACGAGGUUGCGUUUCUGACUUGAUUCCAGCCUUCGAUCCUUGCCUCAGCAACGGAAAGUGUAAAUCUUGCACUGGGAAUGAUUGCAACAAAGAGAGAAGUGACCGCUUCCAGAACGUAGCCUGUCUACAGUGUACAGCUGAUGGAACGGAUUCCGAUGGAAGCUGCCUGCUGGGAACACAAGUUUCGCAAAGCUGUGAGGAUCGCUCCAACGGUGGAUGUUUCACUUGGAUCAACGGUGCAGGUAUCCUCUUAAGGGGAUGCCAAAGUGACUUCGGUAACACUACCCAAUGUAACGGAACAACUUGUAGAAGCUGCGACGAAGAAGGUUGCAAUUCUGGCAUUUUUCCUCAGAAUCGACUGGAGUGUUACCAAUGCAAGGGGCAGGAUUGCGGCAAGGAAUCGACACAGAAUACGACCUCCGCCAUUUGUCGAAUCUUCAAAUCAGAUAACAAGUGUUUUUCUAGAAUCUCUGCGGAAGGAGUCUUUGAACGCGGCUGCCAGUAUGACCUAAUCAACGGUUCAAAUCCUUGCUCAGGACUGGAAAACUGCAUUCUCUGCACUGGAAGCAAGUGCAAUACUGUUUCUGAAACUCAGCUGAAGGCACAUCCAAAGUGUCUACGAUGUACCUCAAGUAACCAAAACUGCGUUGGCGGAUUGCUGAAUGCUACAAGCUGCGACCAACUAAACGAUUCUUGCUUUACUCGGGUUAAAGAUGGAAUACUGGAACGAAACUGCUUGUCAUCUCUGAAAGAUACAGACAUUACCAAGUGUAACAACACUGAGGACCAAUCGUGCCAAAUAUGCUCCGGACCAGGCUGUAACAAUCAUGAGUGGCCCAAAUGCCAUCAGUGCAGCGCAACUGACUGUAAUUCCGAUCAACCGGCCUCAAAGUCUCAAUUUUGUCCGGAAUUCAACCUUCACCAGUGCUACGAGAAGCUAGAGGCAAUCAACGUAACUCGAGGUUGUGCGAACGUCCUCAUCGAAGAUCCCUGCAAAGACAGUUUGGAAUGCAAGCUCUGCGAUACAGCUUCCUGUAACAAUCGCUCCGCCAGCACACUCGUAACAAACCAGCGAUGCCUGCAAUGUAAUUCAACGGAAGAUUCCGAUGGAAUCUGUUUAGAAGGACGCAUGCAGGAAGCGCCUUGUCGAACAGAAUCUGGCCAGCAGUGCUACUCACGUGUUGACGAUGAUGGAGUGCUUCACCGAGGUUGUCGAGGUGAUUUAGCAGCGGAUGAAAUAGCAGCCUGUUCGGGGGUUAGCAAUUGUACAAUCUGCACCGGAACCGGAUGCAACGGAAAUGUCUUCCCACCGAAUCGGCUACGAUGUCAUCGUUGCAACUCUUUGCUGGAUAAGCAAUGCUCGAACCAGCUAACGGGGAACGCAACUUCUUCGUACUGUGAAGUUUAUUCCCCGUAUGACUCGUGCUACACUAGAAUUCGGAAUGAUAUUUUGGAGCGUGGCUGCCAGUCAGACCUGGAGAACUCUGCAUGCAUUAUUCUGGACAAAAAGCAUUGUCAAACCUGUGAGGGUAAUAACUGUAACGAAAUUUCCAAAACUAAAUUGAAAAAUUCAGCGAGAAAGCUCGAUCAAACCGCAUGGAUUACGAUAGCAAUGCUUACGGUUCUGUUUCACUUGUUAUGAAGUAAAUAAAACUAACCAAAAAAAUCUGUUUUAAGUUAUUAAGAAGCUCAGAAAUGAAAUGCAUAGAAUCUCAAUUUCUAGUGAUUGCAGAAUACUAAUGUUUUAUAAUCCAUAUAAAGAAGCCAAAAACUCAGUGUUCUGAUACUUAAUCAUAAAUAAAUAUGAUUGGGAAAUAAUAUUAUUUUGUU
Molecule: messenger RNA, 3332 nt
Organism: Culex pipiens pallens (northern house mosquito)
Lineage: Eukaryota; Metazoa; Arthropoda; Insecta; Diptera; Culicidae
Exons: 9
Coding region: 94-3144 (1016 amino acids)
Source: RefSeq, a predicted model, not a curated record